AUGUACACCGUCCAUGCAGACGUGUUGCUGAAGAUGACGAAGGUCGAGCCACACGAGCAGUUGAAGGCGCGGGGCAAGCUCGUGAAGUUUACCGACGACUUGGGGCGAGCAGCUUUCGUGUCGCACCAGUGGCUUACGCAACUACACCCCGAUCCCGACUUCAAGCAGAUGCGCACCCUGCAGGCAGUAAGGCGAAUCCUGCAGAGCUCGGGAUCCCUCGGCCUGGAUAUCGUUACAGAAGCCAUGGUGCAAACGGCCAAGCCGCUUCCUUUGAAAGACUUUCAGGCCAAUGCAUUGUUCUUCUGGUACGAUUAUUUCUCGUGUCCACAGCUCCCCCACGCGACACUGGUCGUCGAAAAGACAUCUUCCACCCAAGCCGAUGCUAUCAGCAGCAUCCCAGCCUAUGUAGCCAGGUGCGCGUUUUUCCUUGCGCUUUGUCCGGUUCUCGACUGCACCGCCGAGGACAAGGUGCUCACAACAGCGACCUGGAGCAGCAGGGGGUGGUGCCGCCUCGAACGAGCUGCUCGGGAGCUGUCGUCAAACAGCAGUUGGAUUCUAAUUCGAAGCGAAACGUCCAUUGAAGCUGUUGGGACGGCGCUCUCGUUUCCGAGCGGCCCUGUUGGGCAAGGCGACUUCGGCGUUGAGGAGGAUCGCCAAAAGCUAGCCCCUGUGAUGCGGCGUAUCCUUAUGCAGAAGCUGGUCUACUGCCUGCGAGUGGGCGACCUGCCUGGAUUCCGGCGCCACUUAAACCUCCAAACGGUUCACCUGCGUGGUCUGGAGAUCGAGCCAAUAGCCGGCGUGCUUCCCAGCUGUGAGGCCCACGGCAAUGAUGCGGUGGCGGAGUUCCUUCACCAAAACGGCUUGAGGAGGGUCGGCAAGGCAGACAAAGCGGGAUGGUGUCCUCUGCACUAUGCUGCACUAGCCGGCAACACAGAGGUGCUGAGAGGCUUGCUGGAUCAGCGCGCCGACGUGAACCGGCGCACGUCGAAGGAUGAGCCAGUGCUAGGCCUUCCCCUUUGGCUAUCGGCACUGGAUGUGACGGUUCUUUACAAGCACCACGAGGCCACACGGUUGCUUGUCGGGGCAAGAGCUCAGCUUGAGGGCGGAACCGCUUCAGCUGUCCUCGCCGCGGCUUACGCAGACAAUCCAGAAGGUAUACGGGUGUUAUGCUCAGCAGGUGCUAGCCCACUAGCCCGGAACCUUCUGGGUUUCUCCACCUACCAAAAUGCAGCAGGCUUCGGAGCCACAGCAGCGUUAGAGCAGCUGGUGAUGCACACUCCUCCGGCCGCGCUGGAUCUUUCUCGAGCACUCAUCUCUGCUGCUGGAUUUCGGGGUGGGUCGGCAGGGCUGGUGCAGCGACUGAUCGCCCUCCGUGCCGACGUCGACAUCCAAACGAAUGUGACACGCGACAUCGGCACUGUCGGCCGGCUGCUUUUUGCAGCGAAAUCGUUCCAGCACCGACUCGGCCGUAAGACUGGCCUGACGGCUCAUGCCUAUCACUUCCAUGGCAGCACGCCGCUGAUGCAGGCCAUCCAGUCGGCUCAAUUUGAGGCCGCUGCAGCUCUGAUUGCGGCCGGCGCCAGACUGGACCUCCGCAAUGGCCGGAACUGGACAGCGGCGGAUCUUGCCCUGCACCAGACGAUCCCUGACUUUCUGAGGCUUGGCCUGCAAGGCGACCCGUCGGAGUGCCAACGAGUGUCCUUGCUUGCAUUGUCGCGAGACUACAUUUCGAUGUGA
Messenger RNA from Symbiodinium sp. CCMP2456, 1737 nucleotides. Lineage: Eukaryota; Dinophyceae; Suessiales; Symbiodiniaceae. The record is from the annotation of a GenBank genome assembly.